Messenger RNA from Rasamsonia emersonii CBS 393.64, 276 nucleotides. RefSeq lists its product as uncharacterized. NCBI's taxonomy places the organism in Eukaryota, Fungi, Ascomycota, Eurotiomycetes, Eurotiales, Trichocomaceae. The annotation marks the transcript as partial. The transcript has a single exon. The record is from RefSeq and is a predicted model, not a curated record.
CCUGUCCAACAAGAUUACAUACGCGUGACCACUUUAAUUGAAAUAUCGCACUGGUGCAUAUGGAGAUCUACGGCUUGUCUGCUGAUAUUCUAUAUGCCCGACCAUGAUUUUCAGAAAGUACGCCUUGUUCCAUGUCGAACGCCUGAGUCAACAGCUUAUCCAUUAAGGGGCUGUACGCGCGACCACAAAUCUACAGUGUUCGCUGAAAUCGUGGCCACGACUGGAAAGUGUUAUGGAGCACGCCGCAGAAACUGGGAUGCCUUUUUCAAAAAAUAA